UGAAUUAGUUAAGAAUUUGAAAUUAAUUAUCAUUAAUAUUAAAAAUGUUACUUGAAAACAUAAAAGUAAUUAGUAUAAAUUUUCUUAGGUUGCUAUUCGUAUAAGGCCAUAGAAUGAUAAAGAUCUUGAGAUUUCUGAUAAGAGUAUUCUAAAAGUUACAGAUUAAGAAAGUUUAGUAGUAAUUCCUCCAGUAGAGACAGAAGUUAAACAGGUUAAAAGGACAUAUAAAUUCAACUGGGUUUUUGACUAAACAACUUCUUAAAAGGAAAUAUUUGAAAAGACUCUUGAGUAAUAAGUACUUUCUUUGCUAGAUGGAAUAAAUGUAACACUUUUUAGUUACGGGGCCUCUGGAACAGGAAAGUCUCAUACGUACAUAUAUAGAUUAUAUUAAGACUUAUGAAAGUGAAUGAAGAUUAUGGAUUAUUAAUACGAUCUCUAAAUUAGUUAUUUUAAACUAUACAUAAUAAAAAGAGGAAGAUUUAGAUGAAAUUUUCAUAUUUGGAAAUUUAAUAAGAGUAACUCUAUGAUUUAUUAAACAAUAUGAAUGGGAAUCUUGAAAUAAGAGAUGAAAUCGGUUAAGCAUUAGUAAUAAAUGGAAUGAGAGAAAUAGAUGUAAUUAGCACUUAAGAAGUGAUUAAUUUAUUAUAGUAUGGAAAACGAUAAAAAUCAACUAAAUAACAUGAAAUUCUAAUAUUUACAAACUACAUUCAAGAUAUUAUUGGUUCUAAUAAUCAAAUAUCUAUUUCUAAAUUUAUAAUAGCUGAUCUAGGUUGGUUUGAUAAAAAUGGAUAAAAGUCAUCUUUAUAGGUUCUUAAUGAUUGUAUUUCCUUAAUGAGUGAGGCAUAGAUUAAACAGAUUUAGCCAUUCAUUCCAUAUAAAAACAGUAAAUUAACUAAAAUUCUAAAGGAUUCUUUUAGUGGAGAUUCUAAAACACUAAUUAUUGGAUGUGUUUCACCUUCUAUAACAAAUUAUGAAGAUACUAUUCAAACAUUAGAAUAUUGUUAAAUGGCUUCAGGUAAAUUUAAUUAAGGAUUCAUUAAGAAUUUACAGUAAAGUAAUCAUUAAGAAGAUUUUAAAUUAAUUUAUGAUUAAUUAGUAAAUGAAAAUGCAGAACUAAAGAAACAAUUGAAUAAUAAAUCUAUUUAAAAACCUAUAAUUAAUAAUGAUAAGGAAUAAACUAAAUUAUAUGAAGAAAAUAUCAUUGAUCAUUUUAAUAAUGAAUAAGAUGUUAAUCAAUCUAUCUUUAAGUAUAAAUGGGAAAUUGAGUAAAUUAAAUUUACUAUUAAUGAAAAUUAAGAAAAUCUUUAACGUAUUGAUGGAAUAGAUAGGAAGGCAGCAGAUUCAUUUAGACAUUAAAUUGAAUAAGAUUAACAGUUAUUAAAUAAUUAUUAAGAAUAAUUAACUAAAUUUUAUAAGUAGGCUAAUAAUUUUAGUAUUCAAAGAACAGCAUUAUAAGAGGUAAGAUUAAUUAAUUAAUUAUAUUUUAGAAUGUUAAUUAAAGUAAUUUAUCAAAUUCUUAUAAGUCAUAUUUAAUUAAUCUAAUUGAAAAACAUAUUCUAAGAUUAGAAGUAUAUGAGAUUAAACUAAAAGAAUAAAUUAAUGAAUUGCAUAAGUAAUAACAUGAAAGACUUAUGGCAAUAUAAAGAAGUUAAAUAUCUUUACGUGAUAGAAUAAUAGCAGAUUAGAGAAAACACCUUUUUUAACAUGGAAAAAAUCAAUCAAUUUAACAUUAUACUUAAAUUGAUACUACUACUGAAGUGAUAGAUGGAACUAAAGCAAAACUUAAGCAUUAUCCGUUGCCAAAGGUUAAAGGUAAUAUUACAAACUUAAUAAUAAGAUCAUUAUUUUAAUAGAGAAGCUUAUCUAUAAAGGAAAGAAUCACUAAAAUCCAUAUUUAGUCCUAGGCUUUAGACUCCUUUGCAAUUAAAAGAUAAAAAACCUUAUGUACCUAAGACUCCUCACUCUAAAAUACUUGAUACUCUUUCUACUCCAAGUUUACCAAAAUAAAAUCCGCUUACAAAAGCACCGCCAUAAAAAGUUAUUGAUUCUAAAUCAAUGGUUGCUUUACCAUUAAUAACAACCAAUAGAAAUUUAUCUAGGUUCGUUUAUGAUUGGAGAGAUGGUGGUUAUAAAUUCAUUGAGGAUAGAAAUAAAAUACCCUCAUAAAGAGAACUUAAGUAAGUUGUUUAAUCAAAAUAACAUACUUAAUAAAGUCUUGACAAAUCUUUUUUCACGACUUCUAGCAGAAGUAAAUCAAUUUAUAAUUAUAAGGUACUUCUGCAAAAAGAGUAUCUUUUAAAUAAAGUUUAUUACUCCCUGGAAAAGUUCAUGAAUCACCUUAUGUAAAAGGAUUUAUUAAUAAAGAAAUACAAAGAAAGAUAAAAUUAAAAUAAUUGAAUUAAAAAAUGAUGAAAGCAUCUUAAAAGAAUUGA
Messenger RNA from Paramecium sonneborni, 2432 nucleotides. NCBI's taxonomy places the organism in Eukaryota, Ciliophora, Oligohymenophorea, Peniculida, Parameciidae. The record is from the annotation of a GenBank genome assembly.